AUGGUAUUCGCUCAAUGGGUUGCGCUGUUCAGCAACUUUGUCACUGCGGAUCAGCCACUGUCUAAUAUUGUAUACAACUUUCGACGGCAUGCUGUAGACAUUCGAUGGAGAGAUGGCAGUCUAAAUGGGAUACGUACCGGGGAGAUCCAGCCGAUGGAUUCUGUGAAGCAGCAGACAUUCGAAGGACACGUGAUUUCGGUUCAUCGGCAAGGGGAGACCUUUACCCUAGCUAGAUUUGCCAUGACGGCGGCACAAGCCGUCUAUGCCGUUUUACCAGAAGUACGAGAUAAGGAGGCUUUUCGACAUCCGCUGUACUUGAAGUACAUGAAGGAAUUGGAAAGGCCACAACUGCGCGCCACGUUGGCCAGUGCUGGGCUAGCGGAGGCUGCUGUGCUUGAUGAGACGGUUUCUGCAAGCCCGCCUGGCUUUAGUGCAAAAUUUCACAACUUCCAGAACUUCCCAGUAGAAGUAUAUUGGGACGAUGGCUCGGAGCACGGAGUGCUUCAGGAGAACAUCUCUGCGAUGAGUUCUGGCGAGGGACACACAACUUUCGAAGGCCACACAUUCGAGUUCAAGCGGCGGAAAGAAGGAGCUCUCGAGACGGUGGAGCGCUUUACAAUGCGCUUGAACGAGCGCAACUAUGCUGCGUUGCCGGAUGAUGUAUCCCGCGAGCACCCGCAGUUCUUGACCUACAAGAAGCAGAUAGACUUUGAAAGAGAGUAUUUCGAAUCUACAGGGAGGCACUGGUUAGCGGAGUAUCCUCCAGUGCCUCCAGUGCUUCACAUCCGCUCGAGCAGCGGCCUGGGGGAAGUUGCCCAUUCAGUGCAGCUGCGCAGAGAGUCGCACGUUGCAGGUGUACCAACUGAGAUGCAGCUCAUUUCUUUGUCACCUCCUGCCGGAGCGCCGCGGGCCUUCCUGAUCCGCGACUUGCUGACGGCUGAAGAGUGUGCCCAUGUGGUGGCCCUGGCAGAGCCUUUGCUGGAGCGAUCCCGCACUGGCAGCAAUUAUGGCCAGGAGAGCCUUCUGCGGACCUCCUCAACUACUUUUCUCAAUCGAACAGUGAGCCCCGCGUUGGAGACCAUGCACAAACGGUUUGCUGAUGUCCUGGGUGUCACCGAUGAUGAGCUGCGGGCGGCUGCCGAGCAGCUGCAGGUGGUACGCUAUGAGCGCGGUCAGGAGUAUGUGCCACACAACGAUCAUUCUCCUUUUGCUCGACGACUGGCAACGCUGCUGAUCUAUUUGGAACCUUCAGAAGAGGGCGGAGGCACAUCUUUCCCGCGUGCCUUUGGUGACGUGGGACUGCAAGUCCAUCCUAUGAAGGGCUCAGCGAUCUUGUUCUAUUCCCAGUUGCCAGACGGCAAUAUCGAUGAGCUCGCUCUGCAUGGCGGCAUGCCCGUUGCCCAAGGCCGAGACAACAUUACAACUUGUUGCACCGUUCACGCCACUGGAGAUUUCGCUCUGACCGUGCAGUACCAGGACGCCACUUGCAUCGUGGCUUGCCUUCCUGAGCCGCUGCUAGACCAGGCCCUUUUUGCCGUUUUUGACGGCCAUGGUGGGUCUCAAGUAUCUCACAUUGCUUCCAAAGAGUUUCCAAAGGUAUUGCAGGUUUGUGCCAACAAGCUACGAGACUCUGGUUCCCGGAGAUCCGAGAAGGAGGAGCAAUCACAUGACCCAGACGGAAUUGCAGGGCCGCGCACUCCAGGGACAUCCAGCAGAGCCAAACCCAAAGAAGAGGAUGGUAAGGGAACAGAGCAUGUGCAAUCCAAUGGUGUCGAGGCAGACAUCGCCUUGAAAGCGGAAGGCGGCUUGUGUGGCAAGGUCUCUCCUGCGAGAUUGCUGGCAUUGCACUCCUCCAGCCACUACCUCUCGCGAGAGACUGACAAUUUGAGCAAUGCUGUGCAGCCAUUUGCCCGGUCUGCCUGCGUGCCUCACGGCGUGCCUCACGGCGUGCCUCACGGCGGACAGCGGCAAGCAUGGCCCCAACGCCGAUGGGAUGACCAGGUUGGCGAAUAUCAUUUCGUUGAUGUCGACAUGAUGUCAGGCGUCAAGCAAGUGAACGUUUUCAGGCGAAGCGAUGCCUCCUGGCGAGCGUGGCUUGCGCUCGGCUUCCAGGGUGUCGGCAGCGCCUCCAACGUGUCAUUGGCGAGCCUGAUGCCGGAGAUCUUGUUGAGGUCCUUGAUGGCGUUGGAUGCGUCCGAGCAUGGGGAGUUUACAACCCCAAUUCUUUGUACAGAGUGCGGGUUCUUCAACGCGGCGGAGGUAGCAGGCCGGAUUUACCUUCAAUUCUGCUUCAUCGCUUGCGCUCUGCAGCUGCCACGCGUCGACUUUUGGGCCUGCCGACAGCUGGUCAGGACACUACUUGCGCCAUGGCAAUGUUUGUUCUUCUUCACCAUAGUUUUUGGUAGCUCUCACUAUGGUGCUGAGGAUGAAGCCUACAGGCUUGUUAAUGGCGAGGGUGAUCACAUCUCAGGACUGAUCGUUGACGUCUACGGAACAAUUGCUGUGGUGCGGACAUCAGCUUUCUGGGUUGAAAAGCACAGACAGGUCGUGCAGGAUGCUCUUCGGCAAGUCUUUUUGGAGGCCGGAGAGCAAGUACGCAUCGUUUGGCGUCGCAGUGCUCACCUGCGACAGGAUUCACCUCCCGGACAUGAAGGGUAUGACGAGGCAUUUGAGGAGGAGGUGAGUCAAUCAGAGGAAUGCCAGGUGGCCGAGUCUGGGCUGCGUUUUUGGGUGCGUCCUGCUGGUGGCCAAAAGACCGGCUUGUACCUUGACCAGCGUGAAAAUCGCAAAGCUAUCGGCUCCCUCGUGUCACAGCAGAUGGCACCUCGGGUGCUCGACUUGUGCUGCUAUCAUGGGGCCUUUUCGCUGGCAGCUCUGUCUGGUGGGGCCUCCAGUGUGACUGCGGUUGAUUCGUCUGCGGACGCACUGAAGGUGGCAGCCCGGAACGCCGAGCUCAAUGAGUUGAGCGGUCUCUGCUUGGAGCAGUCUGAUGUUGCCUCCUUUCUGCAGGCGGCCGUGGCCGAAAAGCAGGAGUACAACGUGGUCAUUCUUGAUCCACCAAAGUUGGCUCCUUCCAGGCGCGCUGCUGCUUUGGCCAAGGCUGAGCGCAAAUACCUCGCCUUGAACCAGGCGGCGAUGCGUUUGGUGACACCCGGCGGCUUGCUGCUGACCUGCACGUGCUCUGCAGCUAUGACGCAAUCCGGGCGCUUCCUGAGCAUGCUCAACAACGCAGCAAAUGCAGCGGAGCGAGAUGUUGCAGUUCUACAGGUCUCGCAGGCAGCGCCCGACCAUCCGAUUUCUCCAGCUUGCCCCGAGGCAGCCUACCUGACUGCCGUUCUGGCUCGCGUGGAGUGA
This is a messenger RNA of Effrenium voratum, 3354 nucleotides long. The record is from the annotation of a GenBank genome assembly. NCBI's taxonomy places the organism in Eukaryota, Dinophyceae, Suessiales, Symbiodiniaceae.